This is a messenger RNA of Dictyostelium purpureum, 807 nucleotides long. RefSeq lists its product as uncharacterized. Lineage: Eukaryota; Evosea; Eumycetozoa; Dictyosteliales; Dictyosteliaceae. Gene Ontology annotation, molecular function: phosphatidate phosphatase activity. The coding region runs from base 1 to 807 and encodes 268 amino acids. Gene Ontology annotation, biological process: phospholipid metabolic process. The record is from RefSeq and is a predicted model, not a curated record. The transcript has 2 exons.
AUGAUUCACAAUGUUGCACAUUAUAAAAAAAACAAAUGGUAUACAAAACAGCAUUUAAUUGAUUGGUUUACAUGCGCAGGUAUAUUUAUAACAGAGAGUAUUAUAUUCAACUUUGUAUUACAACCAAAUGUUAGAUACGAACCAGAUGGAUCCAAUUUUCAAGCAGUUCAAUACCCACUUCUUCCAGAUAUUGUUCCAGCAUGGUUAUUAAUGAUUAUAGCCAUUGUUUUACCAAUGAUUGUUUUCUUGGGAUUCUUUAUUAACCAUCGUAAUGGUCACGAUCUCCAUCAUGCAGCACUUGGUUUAUUCCAAGCAUUCACCAUUACAAUGUUAUUUACAGACACAUUAAAGAUUAUUGCUGGUCGUUUAAGACCAGAUUAUGGUGCCAGAGUCGCAUUAAAUGAUGCUGCUUUAAUUAGAGACGGAAGACAAUCAUUCCCAAGUGGUCAUAGUUCAGUUUCAUUCUGCGGUAUGACCUUUUUAGCUUUCUAUCUUUGUGGUAAAACCAGAGUUUUCCUUAGAGAUGGGGGUAAUAUUUUCACAGCUUUAAUUUGUUUAUCACCAUUUAUGGUUUCUAGUUUAGUUGCUGUAUCACGUGUUGUUGAUUACCACCACAAUUUCGAUGAUAUUCUUGCAGGCUCAGUACUUGGUUUAGCAAUUAGUUCAUUUGUUUAUUUUAUGAAUUUCAAUUCCUUAUUCUCUAAACAAUGUUCAUUACCAAAGAAUAGAAUCAAUCCACAUUAUGCCAAGAAUGCCUUAAUUACAAAUGAAGAUUAUGUUAGUCUUUCAUUCUCCCAAGAGGCCUAA